UCAUUUUCCCUUAUUUCUUCAAUGGCUCACUCUUUAGCCCAAGCAUCGCUCUCGUCCUCCUCGGCUUCCUACCGGAUGCUUACUUUGAUUUACUCUUUUCCAGUCAUAUCCAAAAGGAUAGAAUCUGUUAACUUUUCCUGGUGUGCAAGCAGUUCAGUUGUAUGCGCUGCAAAGGGGCCACGGCCGAGAUAUCCUCGGGUCUGGAAAACCAAAAAGAGAAUUGGGACCGUAUCCAAGGCAGCAAAGCUUGUUGAUUGUGUCAAGGGACUGUCUAAUGUCAAGGAGGAAGUGUAUGGGGCUCUUGAUUCCUUCAUUGCCUGGGAACUAGAGUUUCCUCUUAUCACUGUAAAAAAAGCCCUGCAGACCUUAGAAAACCAAAGAGAGUGGAAGAGGAUAAUUCAGUUGACGAAAUGGAUGUUAAGUAAGGGCCAAGGAAGAACAAUGGGAAGCUAUUUCACGUUAUUAAAUGCCUUAGCUGAAGAUGGAAGGCUUGAUGAAGCUGAAGAGCUUUGGAACAAAUUGUUUUCUCAGCAUCUGGAGAGCAUGCCUCGCAUAUUCUUUCAUAAAAUGAUAUCCCUCUACUACGAUCGGGCAAUGCACGACAAGUUAUUUGAGGUAUUUGCUGAUAUGGAGGAACUUGGAGUUCAACCAAAUAUGGAAAUUGUCACUAUGGUUGGAAAUGUCUUCCACGAGUUGGGUAUGCUCGAUAAAUACGAAAAGCUGAUGAAGAAAUAUCCCCCACCAAAAUGGGAAUAUCGUUACAUCAAAGGAAAGCGCGUUAGAAUACGAUCAAAGUAUCUGUACGAAAAUGGUAAUCCCAACAAUAGUUUAAGUAAGCAUGACAAAAUGGAACAUAGCUCAACAAAGCUGUUGGAGGAAGCCGAAAUAACUUCUGAGGAUACCAAUCUUGAAGAUGACGUGGAAAUGAGCGAAGAUCCGAAUGAAAUUCGGAAAGAUGAAUGUAUGUCAAAAGAAUACAAUUUUGAGCAUGAUUUCAUGGGAUUUGGGCAAUUGUAAAUAUAUACAUACAUUCCGAAUUUCCCAUUUGAAGUUCGUCGUAGUGUAGACUUUUAUUUUUAUUAUUGUUAUUUUGUAAUUUAAAUAGAUGGGAUGAAGCAUUGCGAUCA
This is a messenger RNA of Benincasa hispida (wax gourd), 1127 nucleotides long. RefSeq names its product Pentatricopeptide repeat (PPR) superfamily protein. Gene Ontology annotation, molecular function: protein binding. The record is from RefSeq and is a predicted model, not a curated record. Lineage: Eukaryota; Viridiplantae; Streptophyta; Magnoliopsida; Cucurbitales; Cucurbitaceae.